UCACACCCAUCGAGGGCAACAACAAAGGAACAAUGGCUGUAGAGCAGCAGCAGCAGCAGCUGGAGGUGCUGAAGGCGCUGGACGCGGCCAAGACGCAAUGGUACCACUUCACGGCGAUCGUCGUCGCCGGCAUGGGCUUCUUCACCGACGCCUACGACCUCUUCUGCGUCUCCCUCGUCACCAAGCUCCUGGGCCGCAUCUACUACGCCAUCGACGGCUCCCCUUCACCCGGCACGCUCCCGCCGCACGUCUCCUCCGCCGUCAACGGCGUCGCCUUCGUGGGCACGCUCUCCGGGCAGCUCUUCUUCGGCUGGCUGGGCGACAAGCUCGGCCGUAAAAAGGUCUACGGCAUCACGCUCAUGCUCAUGGUGCUCUGCUCCGUGGGCUCCGGGCUCUCGUUUGGUCACACCCCGGCGUCCGUCAUGGCCACGCUCUGCUUCUUCCGCUUCUGGCUCGGCUUCGGCAUCGGCGGCGAUUACCCGCUGUCGGCCACCAUCAUGUCCGAGUACGCCAGCAAGAAGACCAGGGGAGCUUUCAUCGCCGCCGUCUUCGCCAUGCAAGGCUUCGGCAUCCUCGCCGGCGGGCUCGUGUCCAUUGUCGUGUCGUCGUCGUUCAGGGCGCUGUUCCCGGCGCCGCCGUACGAGGUUGACCCGGCACGGUCAACGCCACCGCAGGCCGACUUCGUGUGGCGGGUCAUCGUCAUGCUCGGCGCGCUCCCGGCGGCCUUGACGUACUACUGGCGCGCCAAGAUGCCGGAGACGGCGCGGUACACGGCGCUCGUGGCCAACGACGCCAAGAAGGCCGCCGCCGACAUGUCCAAGGUGCUCCAAGUCGACCUCGCCGAGGAAGAAGAUGUCGUCGUCAACGAGAACAGGCCGUACGGGCUGUUCUCGGGCGAGUUCGUGCGGCGGCACGGGCGGCACCUUCUGGGAACGUCGGCGACAUGGUUCCUGCUGGACAUCGCCUUCUACUCGCAGAACCUGUUCCAGAAGGACAUCUUCAGCGCGGUGGGGUGGAUCCCGGCGGCGGCCACCAUGAGCGCGCUGGACGAGCUCCACCUUAUCGCGCGCGCCCAGACCCUGAUCGCGCUCUGCGGCACCGUCCCGGGGUACUGGUUCACGGUGGCGCUCAUCGACGCCGUCGGCCGGUUCUGGAUCCAGCUGGGGGGGUUCUUCUUCAUGGCGGCCUUCAUGCUGGGCCUGGCGGUCCCGUACCACCACUGGACAGGCCAGGGCCAGGGCCACCAGGUGGGCUUCGUGGUGCUGUACGGGCUCACCUUCUUCUUCGCCAACUUCGGGCCCAACAGCACGACGUUCGUCGUCCCCGCGGAGAUCUUCCCGGCCAGGCUGAGGGCGACCUGCCAUGGCGUGUCGGCGGCGGCGGGGAAGCUGGGCGCCAUUGUUGGGUCGUUUGGGUUCCUGUACCUGGCGCAGAACCAGGACGCGGGGAAGACAGACCAUGGGUAUAAGGCCGGGAUCGGGGUCAGGAACUCGUUGUUUAUACUGGCAGGGUGUAAUUUGCUUGGGAUGGGGUUUACUUUGCUGGUGCCGGAGUCCAAGGGGAAGUCCCUCGAGGAGAUGUCCGGCGAGAACCAGCCGGUCACCGGCAGCGGCGGUGAGGCCGCCGGGAAUGAAGGCUCGUACGUAGGAGUACUGCACUGCUUGCUUCGCUAGCUAGCACAGUGCAACGUAUCCAAUUAGUCUACCUUAAGUUGUUGAGUCGCCGUACGUAGCGUAACGACGUACGUGCAUAUAUAUGCAUGCAUGUAAUGUGUUGGUUUUUGUUGUGAGUGUACGUAGCAUUAAGCGCUUGUCUAUUAGCUCCUAGAAAAAUAGGAGGCGAUAUAUCGAGUGUAUUUGCUUGCAAUCUAUAAUACUAGAGCAUAUGUCUAAGUUUCUGAAAAAUAACAAGUA
Messenger RNA from Brachypodium distachyon (stiff brome), 1913 nucleotides. RefSeq names its product inorganic phosphate transporter 1-6. The record is from RefSeq and is a predicted model, not a curated record. Gene Ontology annotation, cellular component: membrane. NCBI's taxonomy places the organism in Eukaryota, Viridiplantae, Streptophyta, Magnoliopsida, Poales, Poaceae. Gene Ontology annotation, molecular function: phosphate transmembrane transporter activity. Bases 33 to 1673 code for a protein of 546 amino acids. The transcript has 2 exons. Gene Ontology annotation, biological process: phosphate ion transport; transmembrane transport.